Monosiga brevicollis MX1 is the source of this 786-nucleotide messenger RNA. RefSeq lists its product as uncharacterized. Gene Ontology annotation, cellular component: nucleus. The coding region runs from base 1 to 786 and encodes 261 amino acids. Gene Ontology annotation, biological process: regulation of transcription by RNA polymerase II; oocyte development; spermatogenesis. NCBI's taxonomy places the organism in Eukaryota, Choanoflagellata, Craspedida, Salpingoecidae. The transcript is spliced from 3 exons. Gene Ontology annotation, molecular function: sequence-specific DNA binding; zinc ion binding. The record is from RefSeq and is a predicted model, not a curated record.
AUGGCCGCCAUGGACAUGUUUGAUGCCGUCUGCCGCGAAGGACCCCUGAAUGGCAACCUCCCUUCGCCAGCCCUCUCUGCGGCCACCUCUUCCUCCGAAUGCUCACUCUCGGAGACGGAAGCCAUUCAAUCUCUGAUCGCCGAUGAUUUUGAUCCGACCACAAGCGACCUCUUCGACUCUCCCAUAGGCUCUGACUUUCAAGGCUUUGAGACCUUGUUCUCCCUCUCUCUCAACGAUUACAACCGCAUCGAACCCAUUCUGCCCCUCGAUCAAGACAUUCUCAACAUGCCAAACAUGAGCAACUCGAUUUACAACUACGGCCAGGACAGGUUGCCGGCUGCACCACGUAGCGUACUGCCCCUUCCCGACGCCGUCGCCACCCUCAAGAUGGCCCCUGCGCCGCGCUCCCGAAUGGCCAUGUCCAAGCCCAAGAUUGCCCGUGCACCGAAAUCAACUCCCCCUCGCCGCGCCUCCACGGGCUCAAACCCUGUCCGCCUUUCUGCGCCAGCCACCUCUAUCAACCACCGCGCCCAAUGUGCCUGCUGCCAGUCAACGACCACCCCCAUGUGGCGCGAGGGUCCCCUCGUGAACAAUGAGCCCAUGAAGCUGUGCAAUGCCUGUGGCAUCCGCUGGCAGAAGUAUGGCACUUGCUGCCUCGAAUGCCGCUAUGUUCCUCGCAAGCAAGAGAAGGCCCGUGGAACCUGCCCCUACUGCCAGCAACAACUGCCCACCAACCUCACCACGCGUCGCCGCUCGCUCGGCACCGCAUCAGCUCCUCGCCGCUAG